AGUAGUGAUGAGUCCAUAGAUGACCCAUCAGAAAUGUGUAUUGAUGAAAGUUCCUCCGACGAUGACUGGAAGUCCUAUAGGAAAAAGAAAUUAGAGGAGAUAAAUGAAGCAGCAAAAGAAGAGGCUUUUCUAACAAUAAAAUCAGGACUGAGACCCAUUAACAAGUCUGAUCUACAAGUAGAUUCAUUUGUUGUUGUUAACUACGAAAACGAAUAUUACCCAGGUACCACUGUAAACGUUGAUGAAAAUGGAGCUUUUGUAAGUGCAAUGAUGAAGUCCCUAGGCAACUGGAAGUGGCCUGUUAAUAAGGAUGUUUUAUUUUAUGAGUGGAAUGAAAUUGCUGGAUCUAUAAAUCCACCCAAAAUUUUGAGCAAAAGAGGAAUAUUUGCAGUUCCAGAGCUUCAAGACAAUUUUGGAAAAAUGGACUAA
Homalodisca vitripennis (glassy-winged sharpshooter) is the source of this 429-nucleotide messenger RNA. RefSeq lists its product as uncharacterized. The record is from RefSeq and is a predicted model, not a curated record. The coding region runs from base 34 to 429 and encodes 131 amino acids. The transcript has a single exon. Lineage: Eukaryota; Metazoa; Arthropoda; Insecta; Hemiptera; Cicadellidae.